CUCAAUUGAAAUGCUUCGUCACGUUCUGUGCGAUUGUAUUCAUAAUUGUUGUCAAAGAAGUCAUAGAAAGAGUGGUUUGCUAUCAAAGCACGCAAUCAUUGCAUUGAAUCCACAAUCCAUUGAACCAUUGGUCGAGUGAUCGGUCGGUCGGUUGAUUGCAUCGGAAUCAGUGGUCAGUCCUGUGAUGGCAUCGAAGGAUGAGAUGAACGAUGAAGUGAAUCAAAACGAGUUGUCGCCCGAAGAGGUAACAUUGAGACGCAAACGGUUGGCCCGACUCGACGGCUCACAGCCUACUAAUAGAUCCCAAAACCCCUUAACUCCACAACAGAUAUCUGUUAGCAAUGAGAAUGAAGACAUUGCUGGCAAUCAUUGUAUGGACGGCUCAGACAUGCCUAAGGAUAUGAAGUGUAGUGAUGGCGGCAAUCCAUUGGAUAGCUGUGCGGACAAUGAGUCGAUUAUCAACAAAAUGCCGGCCAAUCCAUUAAAAGAUAUCGAAAACAAUGUCGAAAAGAAUGACUUGAUAUCAGAACCUAAGAUCUCUAAGUCGAUGGAUGUGGACAUGGAAUGCGAGGAAAUGAAGAUAAAUUGCAUACAAAUGGAUGAAAACGAGAAGAGAGAGUCACUAAAGCGGCCGCUCGACCGCAACGACACCAUUGAUGUCACCACUGCUCACGUUAUAAGCGCUCAUUCAGUCACAGAAACUCCUUCUUUGGAUGCAUUAAAGCUAACAAUGAUUUCGCGAAUAUUAUCUGUGAAAUGGCGACAAAGUCUGACCACAAAUGAAAUUUAUACUCAAAACGGUUUCAUCAGUGAUAACAAUGAGUCAACAAAUGGCAGACUAUAUAAAACAAAUGACAAGUCAUGGCUCGUCCUCUCAUAUCUAUUGGACUGUUUUGUCCGCGCAUUGGCUGAGGAGAAGACCGUCCAUUCCGGUGAUCCCUCUUUAGCUGAACUCUUGACGAGCGUUAAGUCUCAAUGCAUACAAUUCUCGACUCUAUUGUUUACAAACUCAUUGACAGUACACCCGACCCCUCAAACAUAUAAUUCAAUUUUGGCUCAAUUUUUAUUAAACCAGUCGUUGCCGACAGAGUUCUUGUCUGCACUCGUUUGCAGUACUUAUACGACAAACUCUACAACUUUUAAAGCAAUUUUUACACCUCUUUUACAACAUUUAUGGCAAGAAAUGCAAAAUACUUGCAGUUUAGCCAAAGACUCGACUUAUAAGCCGCCACUCGAGGCCUUAUUACAAUUGACUCAAAUCACUGUUAACGGCAAAGCUAUUCGUCCCGUUUGCCAAUUGAUGACUGAACUAAACAACUGGUCGCCAGAACCUCUGAGUGAUGCCAUCGGCAAAGAAUUUUCCAGAUUCUCAUAUUUGGCUCCAUUUUUGCGACUUUCGGUCUUCGCUGAAGACGAUAUCCGAGUGGUCGACAAGUUCUUCUCAAGUCCUAAGACUGGUGUCGAUAACACGAAACAAACCAUUAGUGAACUGCAGUACCAAUUAGAGUGCAUUAGGAAAGAUGUUUUGUUUCAAACAUUUCACUCACUGUUGGUUAACACCAGUAGUCGUGAAAGUACUCUGAAGUUCAUAAGCGAAGCCUUGCGCCGGAAUAAAGAGCGCUCGCAAUUGCAAUCCGAUGAACGACUGGUUUCUGGCGACGGAUUUCUAUUCAAUUUAUUAUCCGUUCUUCAGUUGCUUUCAGUGAAAAUAAAACGCGAGAAAAUCGAUGCCUUAUAUCAGUUCCAUCCGAACAGUUUGGUUCCCCUUCGCAAAGAUGAGUCGCGAAUUAAGUUCACGUCAACGGAAGCGGACGAAUGGUUGUCAGGACUGAACUCGAAUGGAGGGCACAACUGGUCAGACGUGCAGUUCAACUCUCACUGCUUCUUCUUAACCCUUCACUGCCAUCACAUAAGUGUAAUCCCGUGUCAAAGGAAAUACAUUCGAAGAAUUCGAGCCAUUCGUGAUCUGAGCCGAUAUGCCCAAGAACUCACUGCAAGCACUUCUCAACUGCCAGUCCUGCCCCCAAAUCACGCCAAUAGGAUCCGAAGAGUUAAGGAACAGGUGACCAAACUCGAGAAGGCUAAGACAUGCGCCGAAUGCGGACUCAUUGAUGAACGCCUUCUCGGACGGAGUCUCGCCUUUUAUAACCAAUUCAUUGGUCUUUUACUGAAGUCAAUCAACUGUGAGAACCACUCGACCAUUGAUCUACCACUGCCUCAAAAGGUUCCUCAAAUCUUUGCCUCAUAUCCCGAGUGGUAUAUCGAAGACAUCGCCGAGUUCUUAUUGUUUGUCAUCCAAUACUGUCCACAAAUUCUGGACCCAACUAAUGGCAACUACGAUGCCGUCAACUCUCAGGAUUUGAUUGUAUUCAUCAAUGUUAUGAUAUGUUCGCCGCAAUACAUCAGUAAUCCCUAUUUGACCGCAAAGUUCAUUGAAGUGAUGUUUGUGUCGAGUCCUAUACUGCAUAACUAUACCCAAGAGUUCUACGUCCAGGUGCUCUCCCAUUCAUUAGCUGAGGUCCAUUUGGCGCGUUCUCUCAUGAAGUUCUACACCGACAUUGAGUCUACCGGAGCCUCCAGUGAAUUCUAUGACAAGUUCUCCAUACGAUAUCACAUAAGCAUUAUAUUCAAGUAUCUCUGGACUAAUGCUAUCCAUAAGAUGGCAAUCAUCGAAGAGUCCAAUUGUGGCAAACAAUUCAUUCGCUUCGUAAAUAUGUUGAUGAAUGACACGACUUAUCUGUUGGACGAGAGUCUUCAGAGUCUGAAACGUAUUCAUGAGGUUCAGGAGGAGAUGAAAGACAGGACAACCUUCGAGAAGCAGCCGCGCGAGCAUCAGGUCUCACGACAACGAUUACUGGCUAAUGACGAGCGCCAGUGCCGUUCAUACCUGACUCUGGCCAACGAGACUGUGGAGAUGUUGCACUACUUGACCGAAUCUAUUCGGGACCCUUUCAUGAAACCCGAAUUAGUGGAUCGUUUGGCAGCGAUGUUGAACUCGAAUCUGCAGCAACUGUGUGGACCCAAAUGCAAUGCCUUGAAAGUAGCCAAUCCUGAGAAGUAUGGUUGGGAUCCCAAACAUCUGCUCAAUCAGUUGACAGACAUCUACAUUCACCUCAAUUGUGAUCAAUUCGCUCAGGCCAUAGCAUCGGACGAACGCUCCUAUAAAAAGGAUUUGUUCGAAGACGCGGCCAAACGAAUGGAGCGCUCUUUGAACAAAAGUCAACAUAAAAUCGAUUCAUUCAGACAUUUGACACAAAAUGUGGAACAAAUUCUUGAGAAUAAUAGGAAAUACGAAAGUGAAGACUGGAGUGAAGUCCCCAAUGAAUACAAAGACCCGGUGAUGGACACGUUGAUGGAGGAUCCGGUCAUUUUGCCCACAAGUGGACACAUUAUGGAUCGCAGUAUAAUUGUCAGACAUUUGUUGAACGCGAGUACAGAUCCCUUUAACAGACAGUUUCUGACUGAAGAUAUGCUUAAACCAGCCACUGAACUGAAGGAAGAGAUUCAGAAGUGGAAGACCGCGAGAAUAACGGCCACUUUAGCACAACCACCUCCUGAUGACGACAAUCACUCAGAUCCUAACCAAUGAUGAAACUUAUAUUAAAACUAAUUAUUAUUUUGAUUUUAAAUUUUUUGUCAAUUAGUAAGUCAUUUAGAAUUUAUUAAUACAAUCAAUUUUGCAAACAUUAAUGUACUCUAAACAUUAAACUCUGAUAAGUUUACAAAUAUACUAAUUAUUUAUAUUUAUAUAAUAAUAAAAUAUAGUUUAGUUUAACAAAGAA
Molecule: messenger RNA, 3782 nt
Organism: Oppiella nova
Lineage: Eukaryota; Metazoa; Arthropoda; Arachnida; Sarcoptiformes; Oppiidae
Source: the annotation of a GenBank genome assembly